CGCCCGAAGGAGCAGAGAAGAGCAGCCCGAGUUUGACGCGAGCGGGUGGGGAAAAGGAGGGAAGAGAGGCUGGAAGGAGCGAUUUGGACUAGGGCUGGGGGGGCCGAGGAUCCCAAGCGGGCCGAAGAGGGGCGCGAAAUUGGCUUCGGGAUGAUGAUGGAGGACGGAUUCUCCAGCUACAGCAGCCUCUAUGACACUUCCUCGCUUCUGCAGUUCUGCAAUGAUGACAGUGCUUCUGCUGCCAGCAGCAUGGAGGUGACAGACCGCAUAGCUUCACUUGAACAACGUGUUCAGAUGCAGGAAGAUGACAUUCAGUUGCUCAAGUCCGCUCUGGCAGAUGUCGUUAGACGUUUAAAUAUUACUGAGGAACAACAGGCCAUGCAGAACAGGAAAGGACCUACCAAAGCAAGACCACUAAUUCAAACACUGCCUUUAAAGACUACUGUCAAUAAUGGAACUGUCUUACCAAAGAAAUCUAGUGGUUCUCUACCUUCUCCAUCAGGAACCAGGAAAGAAAUUGUAUCACCAGCAGCAAAAAGCACUAUUAAAAGAACCAAUUCAACUGAAGGUGUUUCUCCUGGUGGUCGGAGGGAAAGUUACGGUGAUUCCAAAGGCAAUCGCAAUCGAGCUGGAUCCACAAGCAGUUCAUCUAGUGGUAAAAAGAACAGUGACUGCAAGCCCAAGGAGCCAAUGUUCAGUGCAGAGGAAGGAUAUGUUAAAAUGUUUCUGCGUGGACGUCCUGUUACCAUGUACAUGCCAAAAGAUCAAGUGGAGUCUUACAAUUUGGAAGCGAAGGCAGAACUACCAUCCAAAAAGCUUAAACUGGAAUGGGUCUAUGGUUAUAGAGGUCGAGAUUGUCGCAAUAAUCUGUACCUCUUACCAACCGGAGAAACUGUUUACUUCAUUGCAUCUGUGGUUGUAUUGUAUAAUGUUGAAGAACAACUCCAGAGACAUUACAUUGGUCACAAUGAUGAUGUGAAGUGCCUAGCAGUACAUCCUGACAGGAUUACCAUAGCAACUGGUCAGGUUGCAGGAACAUCUAAAGAUGGAAAACAAUUGCUGCCUCAUGUCCGCAUUUGGGAUUCCGUUACUUUGAAUACACUACAUGUAAUUGGCAUGGGAUUCUUUGAUCGAGCUGUUACAUGCAUUGCAUUUUCUAAAUCAAAUGGGGGCAGUAACCUGUGCUCAGUGGAUGACUCCAAUGACCAUGUGCUUUCAGUAUGGGACUGGCAGAGGGAAGAAAAAGUUGCAGAGGUCAAGUGCUCUAAUGAAGCAGUAUUUGCCGCUGAUUUUCACCCUACAGACACUAACAUAAUAGUUACAUGUGGAAAAUCGCAUCUUUAUUUUUGGACGAUUGAAGGGAAUUCUCUUAUCAAAAAGCAGGGAUUAUUUGAGAAACAAGAAAAGCCAAAGUUUGUCUUGUGUGUGACAUUUUCUGAAAAUGGAGAUACAAUCACAGGAGAUUCAAGUGGAAAUAUUUUAAUAUGGGGAAAGGGUACCAACAGAAUAAGCACUGCAAUUCAGGGAGCUCAUGAAGGGGGUAUAUUUGCCCUUUGUAUGUUACGAGAUGGCACCCUUGUGUCUGGAGGUGGAAAGGACAGAAAGUUGAUAUCUUGGAAUAGGAAUUAUCAGAAACUUCACAAAACUGAGAUUCUGGAGCAGUUUGGUCCUAUAAGAACAAUAGCAGAAGGGAAAGGUGACACUGUUUUAAUAGGAACCACUCGAAACUUUGUGCUCCAAGGUUCUUUGUCAGGAGACUUUUCUCCCAUUACCCAGGGCCAUACUGAUGAACUUUGGGGACUAGCAGCUCAUCCAACCAAACCUCAGUUUUUUACAUGUGGACAAGACAAACACAUUAUGCUCUGGGAUGCGAUCAGUCAUCGUCCAAUCUGGAACAAAACUAUAGAGGAUGCAGCACAGUCUUCUGGUUUUCAUCCUUCAGGAUCUGUAGUUGCAGUAGGAACACUCACAGGAAGGUGGUUUGUGUUUGAUACUGAAACAAAGGAUUUGGUCACUGUACAUACAGAUGGAAAUGAACAGCUGUCCACAAUGUGUUACUCACCAGAUGGCAACUUCUUGGCAAUAGGCUCUCAUGACAAUUGCAUUUAUAUAUACAGUGUUAGUGACAAUGGAAGAAAAUAUAGUAGAAUUGGCAAAUGUUCAGGUCAUUCCAGUUUCAUUACUCACUUGGAUUGGUCUGCUAACUCUCAGUAUCUUGUGUCUAAUUCAGGGGACUAUGAAAUCCUAUACUGGGUUCCUUCAGCUUGUAAGCAAGUAGUAAGUGUUGAAACCACUAGAGAUAUAGAAUGGGCUACUUACACGUGUACUUUAGGAUUUCAUGUUUUCGGUGUGUGGCCAGAAGGUUCAGAUGGCACAGAUAUAAAUGCCCUUUGUCGCUCACAUGAAAUAAAUUUAUUAUCAACUGGUGAUGACUUUGGCAAAGUACAUCUCUUUUCUUAUCCAUGUUCACAGUUUAGGGCUCAAAGUCAUGUGUAUGGUGGGCAUAGCAGUCAUGUAACCAAUGUAGAUUUUCUAUAUGAAGAUACUCAUCUCAUCUCUACAGGUGGAAAAGAUACUAGCAUUAUGCAAUGGCGAGUUGUUUAGGAGAAUCCUUGCAUGAAGCUAUAUGUGCAAACAAGAACUGGCCUUGCAUCAAAGUUCUGUACAAAAUGUAUAUUGAAAAUUUAACAGUAUGGUUACUGUCUAGCCUAGCCACUGUGAUUUUGAAAUUCUUACAAACCUCAGGAAAGUUAAGUCCUUGGCUACUUACCAUAAUUAUUUUGGUUAUUCAUUAAGCGUCACUUCAAAAAACAAUUAUCAUCUCUUUGUUGUAUAUUAUAUGAAGAAAUUCAAGUUUAAAAUGAAGUCAUGGCUUGAAUAUUUAUGCAAUAUAAAUGAAAAAAAUUAUGAAAUAGUCACCAAAAAGCUUAUUCUACUAUUACACAUGGCUGCUUCGCUGUUUUAUUGUUUAUCAGCUUUGUACUGUCUAACUACAUUGUCAGAAUAUCAAUGAUUGCAUAAAUGAUGGUACAUCUAUUUCUAAUAAACAGUGAAGAAAGCAGACAGAAAUUUUAGGCCAAGGUGAGAUAAGUGAACAACCAUUAAACACUGCUGUUCUGUGUUGUUCAUUUCAGUGGAACCUUCAUAGGUUUGCCUGUGAAAUGAAAUAUAAGGUUCAAACAACAUUUCUGGCCAAUUUGCUACUAGAGUUAUAAAUCCUUUAAAAGAAUAAAUGUGAAGAUUAGAAUUUUCAUUGAUUUGCAACUAAAGAAUUAAGUUCAGUAAGAUUAACAUUGUUGGAUUGUGCUUUGAUUUCAUUGUCUCUGAAAUUAUACAUAAUUAUACAUUGUAUUACAUUAUACUACUGUAUCUAUGCUGCAGAAAUCCAGAUAAACACCAGAUGGCAGCAAGGAGCUGAAAUAUUUUUUCUGCCAUCUAGCUGAAUGGAAGGGAAUGUAAGAACAACGUUCUUAUGUAGAUUUUUACAGCACAGAUGUGGUAACCCUAAAUGUGGACUACCACAGGUUUAACUUGAAUAUGGGAGCAGGAAUUACAGCUCCAACUUAAAUUGAAGGAUUAAAAAUUAAUGAACAUUUCUUACAAAUAAUGACCUGUCUGAUCCCUUCUCAGAUGUUUGGUUGAUAGAGGAAAUCAUUCUGUAUGUUGAUCAGCAUGAAUGUUUAUACGUGUAUAAAACUGUUAGAAGUUCCUAAGAAAUAGUGAGUCAUUCAAAGCUUUACUUGUCUUUUGCUUAUGGAUAUUGUAUAUUUGUAUUUUAAGACUCAGUAGAUCAUGUAUAAAGAGAUCUUUUUAAGCUUACUAUAAACCAGCAGAGGAAAUGGGAAAAUAAACAUGUGAACCAUUAAGAAAAAAAAUCUGGUUCCCUGGGACAAAUAUGUUUGCUAUGUUUUUAGAGGUGUCUGUGAAGCAGUAUUCAGUUGAAGAGGUCUGUAUCCCAUUGCAGAGGACCUCUGACAUCAAAUCAUAUAAUGCUACCACUUGACAAAAUAAAGUUUGGGAAUGCCCCGUAUAAUAAUGAA
Molecule: messenger RNA, 4040 nt
Organism: Thamnophis elegans (Western terrestrial garter snake)
Lineage: Eukaryota; Metazoa; Chordata; Lepidosauria; Squamata; Natricidae
Gene: EML1
Product: EMAP like 1
Exons: 22
Coding region: 151-2604 (817 amino acids)
Biological process (GO): microtubule cytoskeleton organization
Cellular component (GO): mitotic spindle
Molecular function (GO): microtubule binding
Source: RefSeq, a predicted model, not a curated record